UCUCGUAUUUAAUAAACAAAUCCCAUCUCUGCGUUACUUUCAGCUAUUCAUACGUUUGACUAACCUGGUGAUAAACAAAAGUCAGCUGUCCCUCCAAUCAAAUGGGUGCAACAAAUGAUUAAAGGGGAGCUUCUGCGAAGAACUAAAUGUUUCGCCCAUUAAAUAAGUAAAUAAGUGCAAUAAAGUGUAAAUUCGUAAAAACUAAGUAAACUUUUAUAAAUGAACAAUAGUGAAUACACGAAUGACAAUGAAGAAUGUUGUGGAAAUGGCUGUGCAAACUGUGUUCUUAACAUACAACCAAAGAAAUCGAAGCAGGCCAUUAAGGCGGGAAAAGUUAACAUUUUAACAGAAUACACCAAUUUUUGCUUGUUGGACAAAGUUCGCCAUUCAAAUGCUGAAAUAAACGCGUGGGAGCUGCAUUUCAAGUCAUCGAUACUAUGUGGCGGCCAUAAAACUACAACAGCAGAAAAUUUUAUACUGGAUAUUGAACCUGGUUAUCAUUUAAUGCUUCGUCGCCAUAUGCCCAACGUGCAAAAUGAAGUUGGUAUUGAAAACAAACGGAAGUAUUUAUUACGCCCCUAUUCACCCUAUUGGUGGGAUAUGCAGCAACUGGAAUUUAAAAUCCUAGUCAAUUUCAAAUUCAAUGGACCUAUGACAAAUUUCUUAAGGCAUAUUCAAGUUGGAGAUGAAGCUGAAUUCCGUGGUCCCAUAGGCCAAUUUGAAUACAGAGCUGAUGCAAAAGGUAAUCAAAUUUUAUUUAUCAUAACUCAAGGUGUGGCUGUAGCACCUGUAAGACCCAUAAUAGAAAAUAUUCUCGAUAGUGAAGAAGAUUUGACACGUAUUGUACACUUGGCCUGUUAUGAGGACAUACAACACAUCUACUUUAGAAAAGAAUUGUAUGAUUUCAAAAAAUUUUGGAAUUACAAAUGUGAUAUAUAUUUAGCUCAUGAGUUGUGUGAUAGAAAGGAAUGCAUUGAAAAUGCUGGGUGUAUGGAAACCUGUACAAAAUUCAUAGAAAAAUUAAAGUACAAGGAAUCCGUUCACCCAUUUCGCUUAACCACAAAGGAAUUAGAAGCCAAAUUUAAUUUGUUAGGUGAAGACACCAUAGAACAUGUUAGUGUUGUUAUAGCCGGUACAGGAAAAUUUCAAAAUACCUUUAAGGAUUUAUUGACUAGUGAACAUUGUGGUUUAAAUGAUAGAAAUGUACAUUUGUUAUAAAUAAUAUAAAAAUAUUAAGAAAA
Messenger RNA from Stomoxys calcitrans (stable fly), 1241 nucleotides. RefSeq names its product NADH-cytochrome b5 reductase-like. The coding region runs from base 220 to 1218 and encodes 332 amino acids. The transcript is spliced from 2 exons. Gene Ontology annotation, molecular function: oxidoreductase activity. NCBI's taxonomy places the organism in Eukaryota, Metazoa, Arthropoda, Insecta, Diptera, Muscidae. The record is from RefSeq and is a predicted model, not a curated record.